This is a messenger RNA of Pieris napi, 4032 nucleotides long. Its product is annotated as beta-1,4-glucuronyltransferase 1. The record is from RefSeq and is a predicted model, not a curated record. Lineage: Eukaryota; Metazoa; Arthropoda; Insecta; Lepidoptera; Pieridae. The transcript has 7 exons. The coding region runs from base 391 to 1923 and encodes 510 amino acids.
UAUUAGGCGCGGCAGUGCUCCGCGCGCCUUCACCCGCGGCGCCUGUGUUGCCGACAAUUUUAUGAUAACUUGUGACAUUGUGUUACAAAAGUGACCGACCUCUAUUAAGUUAUACUAGUAGUGCUAAAACGCCGUAGAAGGAUUCAAUCCUACAAAAAACGCCCUCCAGAUUCCAGACCCUGUUCGGAUAGAAAAACAAACAUACUAUCCCGGAGCGAGAAUAGUACGAGGCGCCACCACGGCGCCCACAUCCACACGCCUGCUGAUGUCACAAUAAAUUGUAAUGCUGACACGCACAAUACCCCACAGAAGACUACGUCCUAGAGGACGACGGAGGACGUUGUAACAAUUAGAGUUUUAAACGUAAGCACAAGUGCCUAAACUACAAAAAUGGUGGCUAACCGUCGCAACUUCCUUUUUAGAGUGAGCAUUGUGAUAAACAUAGCUGUGCUGUUAUACGCAGCUAUGCAGCUAUCAGGGAAUACGACACCCGGGGUUUAUUGGGUCCCCGUCGAUGCGGAAAGAACCGCUGAAUUUAGAUACAUUAAUCAAGACAGAAAUGAUACUUAUACCCGGUUUGAAUCAAGCGGGAGAAACGUAGAAUCCAGUGCUAGAAAUUAUGAAGAGUCGACGUCUCAGAAAACGCCAUCCACCAUGGCGACUACGAAUAAAACCGCAUCUAGUACAGCAUCUGCGCCUGAAGUAGAUAGGAAAGUAAUUAGUGCCGUUCCUGAACCAGAUGCGUCUAAUGCGACUAGUAUUGAUAUAGAGGACGAAGACAGUCUAUCGCCAACAACUUUGGCGUACCUUCGUACCUUGUUAGGAUGCAAUGACAGAGAUAUGUUGCCUCAAACAGAGCAGCGUGGAGAGUUCUGGGUUUUGAAGAAUUUUAUACGAGCGGAUCACGGACUUUUAGCGUGCCAUGAGACUAUCACUUAUACGACGCAUGCAGGAUACGAGUUCCUUGAUAAUGUACAUCCUUUAGUAGAGAGAUGGAUGGCACCAGUGAGUCUGGCUAUUCACGCGCCGGGCGCCGACCUGACUCCCGCCGUGAACAGCAUCAGAUACUUACGGGAUUGUCUGAGCGACGAGAUAGUGAAGCAGUUUGUGACCUUCCACAUCUUCUUCUCUCAUAAGCAUAUUCCUAGUAAGAUUCCAGACCCAGACGUGCUACUCCAAACACCAUACAACUGCUCUGGCAAGCCGCCAUACGAAAAUGUGAACUCGACUUAUAUGAAAGAGAAAAAUCUGCUGUACCCAGUUAAUGUCGCGCGAAAUGUUGCAAGAGAUGCCGCAAUUACACAUUACAUUCUUCCUUCUGAUAUAGAGUUGUACCCUAGUCCGAAUUUAAUACCGCGUUUCUUGAAUAUGAUUGCGAGGAACGCUAAGCCAUUAAGCACAUCUACCAAGCCAAGAGUCUUCCCAAUAAGUAUAUUCGAAGUUGAUGCCAAAUAUCAGGUGCCAUCUUCAAAAACAGAGCUUCGUGCCAUGUUGGCGAACAAAACAGCAAUACCAUUUCAUAAAUUCGUUUGCCCCAACUGCCACAAUAUCCCACAGGGGCAGCAAUGGAUGAAUGCAGCUGAGACCAAUCAGAUGGACGUAUUUCACGUUGGUAAGCGACGUGGUAAAUUCGUGCAUUGGGAGCCGAUCUUCAUCGGAACUCACCAGGAUCCCUAUUAUGACGAGCGGCUAAGCUGGGAUGGAAAGAAGGAUAAAAUGACGCAGGGCUACAUCCUUUGCGUGAAGGAUUACGACUUUAUGAUAUUAAACAACGCAUUCCUUAUCCACAAGCCUGGUAUAAAGCAUUAUGUGAAAAACGCAAAACGGGACUCCAUAGCCGGCCGACAGUCCGCAGUUGUUAAAAGUAUUAUAAUGCCCGAAUUGAAGAAGCUGUUUGGUACGAGAAAUGGCUGCGCGCUGUGACGAAGAUACAAAGAAAAAUAGUAUGUAUUGUAUUUCCACCAAAGCGAAUCGCAUCCAUUUACGAAACAUUUAAUACUCAACUGUACACAACUUAGUCACAGUCGAAGAGAUACUCGAAGCCAUGUUUCAGGGUUGACUCCAAUGUAAUUGCUUGUUUUGACAGUCGUAGUCCUUUGUUUAAUAUAUUUUUAGAUUUCAAUACCAUUCUAAGUCAAUCAAAUUGUAUUUAAUUCAUUCAUUGUGACAUCAAUAUUACACAUGUAUGUGCGUCGAUGUUUUCUUUAGAAAAUGGAUAGUUUAAACAGUGACGCAAAUGCUGUCAUAACAACGUUUCAGAAUUUUGUGACCAAGUUGUACUGCCUAAGCACGUUUUGGUGGAUUAAAGGAAUGCAAAUACAGGGUGCGAUUUUCCGCCUGCCUUUUAUACAUUUUUAUACAUGUGACGAGUAAACGAAACAUAUCAUUCGAUAAUUUUAACUUAGACAAUAUCCAGGUGAAUCCGUGUCUUAAAGUGAAUAUAUUUUUGAAAUUAACAUCUUAAUACUCAAGUUAGUACUCAAAAAUUGUUUAAUUGAGAUUAGUGCCGUCAUUCAUUAUGUUUGAGUAAAGUUUGUCUUGACAUACAAUAUCAAACGUGCUGCAUUUGUGCAUUAUUAUUUCUUUAAAUUCUUAAAAACGUUUCUGUAUUGUGUCAAAACGCAUAUAAGUGUUUUUUUUUUAAAUUUAACUUAGCUUUACCAUUUAAAUCAGUGUUAUUUAAAUUAACUUGACACUUUACUCGGACAUAUUGAACACGGCCAUUCAUAAAACAAGUCCAUCGAGUUUCCUAUUAAAAUAUUCAAGGCCUAUAAGUCAUUUAUUUAGUUUAGAAUGUAAAUAUUAAUAAACUUUGAAGUAAAGGGACACUUGACUGUAUUAUUUAAGUAUUUCUUUACUGCAUUAUUUUUAUAUUAAUAAAAUUGCGGGGCUAAAUUUCAUUGGAAACAAAAAACAAUCACCUGUUUCGAACUUCCAGAAAAUUGCUACUUAUUCACAGGGUCAUUAAAAAAAUGGUACCAGUUAAAACUGGUACUGGCUGACAAAGCACUUGCCUUCUGGCAGUGUGGAUGUUCAGGUUUGCAUCGGUUCUAUAAAAAAAUCAAAGUCUAAUGAAGGUGUUAGGGGAUAAUUUAAAUAAAUGAUAUAAUAAUCAUUUAUUUCUAGUAAUAAAACUCACUCUUUUGUUAGCAACAAAAACAUACAUUUAUUAUGGUAAAGGCUCGAAGUAAGGAAGUAGAACGAUGGCCCCGUAAUUAUUUAAAGUUUUAUUGCUAGUUAAAAUUAAGUUCAUGCAAUUCCAAUGAAUUCGUAAAUCAAAUUAUUUUGUAUAUAUUUUUGUAUUUGGUGCACAAACUAAAUUCCUAAUUGCAUUUUAUAUUAGGAAUUUUAAGUAGAACUUAUAAGUCACUAUUUUGCUUAAGUGCCAGUCCGUUUUCCAUGCUAUUUUAUGUAUAAAUAAGUGUAAGUUAGGUGCAAAACAUGGCCUCAAUAAGAAGUGCUUAAACUCACCACGUUCGAUAUAGUUUAGUUUAGUUUUAAUUAGUCAAUACUCUUGUAUAGGCGAGUUAUCGCACAAGUAUUCCAAUAUUAUUCUUAUGUAUUUAACGUAUUUCAAGUUAGUAGUAUCUGUAGACCAUAUGACAUUACUUAACCGCUAAUUCUCUACAAUCCUAAGUCGUCUCUGAGCCUUUUAAUUUAUAACUUUGUUUAUAAGUAAAAUGAUUAUUAGUUAUAUUAAAUUCCUAGAGAGUUUAUCAACAUACAAUUGUCACCUUGAAAUACGUUCCGCGAUACAAUCCUUAUAUUAUUAUAAUGUUAAGGUUAUAUAGCUUUUGGGUUUUGGUUAUGGUAAUGCAUGUGGUGAGUUUUCACUGGGAGAAGUGCCUCUAUGUUAGAAAUUAGUCUUGCAAUGUGAUCAUGAAAUGAUAACCUCUUUCGGCUAAGCAUUAUUACUGUAAUAGAAUCUCCUAUGUAAUAUGCUUUGUGUAUGAAUAAAAUUGUAUAUGAUUUUUAUAAUUGACAUAUAAAAAUUUACAGGAAUCAUGUAUUCGAUUAAAUGGACAUAAGUAA